Molecule: messenger RNA, 397 nt
Organism: Equus quagga
Lineage: Eukaryota; Metazoa; Chordata; Mammalia; Perissodactyla; Equidae
Gene: GAST
Product: gastrin
Exons: 2
Coding region: 1-324 (107 amino acids)
Cellular component (GO): extracellular region
Molecular function (GO): hormone activity
Source: RefSeq, a predicted model, not a curated record
AUGCGGCGACUGUGUGUGUAUGUGCUGAUCUUUGCGCUGGCUCUGGCCGCCUUCUCCGAAGCUUCUUGGAAGCCCUGCUCCCAGCUGCAGGACGCACCCUCAGGUCCAGGGGCCAAUAAGGGCCUGGAGCCGCAUUGGCCAGACCAGCUGGACAGGCUGGGCCCAGCCUCUCAUCACCGAAGGCAGCUGGGGCUCCAGGGUUCCCCACACUUGGUAGCAGACCUGUCCAAGAAGCAAGGGCCAUGGCUGGAGAAAGAAGAAGCAGCCUACGGAUGGAUGGACUUUGGCCGCCGCAGCGCUGAGGAAGGGGAUCAAAGUCCUUAGAAAAAGCUUGGGAGCCCAGCCGGCUCCCACCCAGCCCAGCCCUGCCCUGUGAAAAACCAACCAAAAUAAACUA